AAAAAGCCGCGGCGGGCGCGGGCGUGCGCAGCUACGCGGCGUGGGUGCGGGGGUUAAACAAGGGAAGGGGUUUUUGGCGUCACUCGCUUCUCUCUCUCCCCUACGCGCCGCCGGCGAGAUGCGGAGCCUCGCCGUCGCGAGCCCCCUCCCGCCCGCCGCCGCGGUUCGCCGCCGGCCACGCGCAUCCGCCUCCGGAAGGGAAGUGAUUUCACAAUGUUGGAAGUGUGAGAUAAAUCAGGACCAACCUUUGGGGAACUCCCUAAGGAUAGGUCACUCACAAGGUAGUUUGCAAAGACAUGGUUCCAGGAAUUUGCUCGCAGCUGCUGCGGCUAUUUCAAUUGAACAAGCUGAAGUCAGUACUUAUCUUCCAAAAGGUGACAUGUGGUCUGUGCACAAGUUUGGUGGCACCUGUAUGGGAACACCCCAGAGAAUUCAGAAUGUUGCUGAUAUUGUUCUUGGUGACUCUUCUGAGAGGAAGCUGAUCAUUGUUUCUGCAAUGUCCAAAGUCACUGACAUGAUGUUCAACCUUGUGCAUAAAGCUCAGUCAAGGGAUAAUUCUUAUGUGACUGCACUGGAUGAAGUUUUUAAUAAGCAUAUGGCUGCAGCAAAGGAACUUCUUGAUGGAGAAGACCUAGCAAGAUUCUUGGCUCAGUUGCAUUCUGACAUCAGUAACCUGAGAGCGAUGCUUCGUGCUAUUUUUAUAGCUGGACAUGCAACAGAAUCGUUCUCUGAUUUCGUUGUUGGGCAUGGAGAGUUGUGGUCAGCUCAAAUGUUGUCGUAUGCUAUAAAAAAGUCUGGGGUGCCUUGCAGUUGGAUGGAUACAAGAGAAGUUCUAGUAGUGAAACCUAGUGGUUCUAAUCAGGUCGAUCCUGACUAUUUGGAAUCUGAGAAGCGACUCCAGAAAUGGUUUUCACGACAACCAGCAGAGAUAAUAAUCGCUACUGGGUUUAUUGCCAGUACAGCCGAAAACAUUCCUACUACGCUUAAAAGGGAUGGAAGCGACUUCUCAGCAUCAAUAAUUGGAUCCCUUGUUAGGGCAUGUCAGGUCACUAUCUGGACUGAUGUUGAUGGGGUAUUUAGUGCAGAUCCUAGAAAAGUUAGUGAGGCUGUGAUCUUAAGCACAUUAUCUUAUCAGGAGGCCUGGGAAAUGUCAUAUUUUGGUGCAAAUGUUUUGCAUCCCCGCACCAUUAUACCUGUGAUGAAAGACAAUAUUCCUAUUGUCAUUAGGAAUAUGUUCAAUCUAUCUGCCCCUGGAACAACAAUUUGCAAGCAGCCUGCUAAUGAAAAUGCUGAUUUAGAUGCUUGUGUCAAAUCAUUUGCUACUAUAGACAAAUUGGCCCUUGUUAAUGUGGAAGGAACUGGAAUGGCUGGUGUUCCAGGUACAGCAAGUGCCAUAUUUAGUGCUGCCAAGGAUGUUGGAGCUAAUGUUAUCAUGAUAUCUCAGGCUAGCAGCGAACACUCGGUAUGCUUUGCUGUUCCAGAAAAGGAAGUUGCAGCAGUCUCGACAGCCUUGCAUGUUAGGUUUCGUGAGGCAUUAGCAGCUGGAAGGCUAUCUAAGGUCGAAGUCAUUCGUGGGUGCAGCAUUCUUGCUGCUGUUGGCUUGAGGAUGGCCAGUACUCCUGGAGUCAGUGCAAUCCUUUUUGAUGCAUUAGCAAAGGCAAAUAUUAAUGUACGAGCAAUAGCCCAAGGUUGCAGUGAAUACAAUAUUACUGUUGUGUUGAAGCAAGAAGAUUGUGUGAGGGCUUUGAGAGCUGUUCAUUCAAGGUUCUUCCUCUCCAAAACCACUCUUGCCGUUGGGAUCAUUGGACCAGGUUUAAUUGGUGGAACACUUCUUGACCAGCUGAAAGAUCAGGCUGCUGUUCUCAAGGAAAAUAUGAAUAUUGAUCUACGUGUUAUUGGAAUAUCUGGCUCAAGAACGAUGCAUUUGAGUGACAUAGGGGUAGACUUAAACCAGUGGAAAGAGCUUCUACGAAAAGAAGCAGAACCAGCAGAUCUUGAUAGUUUUGUUCGCCAUUUGUCUGAAAAUCAUGUAUUUCCAAACAAAGUUUUGGUGGACUGCACAGCAGAUACAUACGUAGCAUGCCACUAUUAUGAUUGGUUGAAGAAGGGUAUCCAUGUCAUCACGCCAAAUAAGAAAGCAAAUUCUGGUCCGCUUGAUCGGUAUCUGAAAUUAAGGACUCUGCAGCGUGCAUCGUAUACUCAUUACUUUUAUGAAGCAACUGUUGGUGCUGGCCUUCCAAUCAUUAGCACCCUACGAGGUCUUCUAGAGACAGGUGACAAGAUAUUGCGUAUUGAGGGCAUUUUCAGUGGGACUUUGAGUUAUAUUUUCAACAAUUUUGAAGGUACACGAACUUUUAGUAAUGUUGUUGCUGAAGCAAAAGAAGCUGGAUAUACAGAGCCAGAUCCAAGAGAUGAUCUAUCAGGAACUGAUGUUGCCAGAAAGGUUAUUAUCCUUGCAAGGGAGUCUGGUCUGAGGCUCGAGCUUUCCGAUAUUCCCGUAAAGAGCCUUGUGCCAGAGGCACUGAGGUCAUGUUCGUCAGCAGAUGAAUUCAUGCAGAAGCUACCGUCCUUUGAUCAGGACUGGGACAGGCAACGCGAUGAAGCUGAAGCUGCAGGAGAAGUGCUGCGGUAUGUGGGCGUGGUGGACGUGGCGAACAGGAAGGGCCGGGUAGAGCUGCAGAGGUACAAGAGAGACCACCCCUUCGCGCAGCUGUCCGGCUCCGACAACAUCAUCGCCUUCACCACGUCGAGGUACAAGGAGCAGCCGCUGAUCGUGCGAGGCCCCGGCGCCGGCGCGGAGGUCACCGCCGGUGGCGUCUUCUGCGACAUCCUGCGGCUGGCGUCCUACCUGGGAGCACCCUCCUAGGCUUUAACCUUGAGCGUCCUGCCUUCCUCGACAAAAAUUGUCUGGAGGAAGAUGAGGCGUAUUGAUUGUGCCCGACUGGUUAUUACAUCAUAUAUGGGACUGGUAGUAUGCAGUAUGUAUGUUGUUUCUGAAUAAGUGCGAGGAAAUAAGGUCUUAGAGGUGCUAGAUGGUCCUUGGAUCAGGUGUUGUUUUUGCCACACAAUCCAGAGCCGCUUGCUAUCGAACUGCCACAUUGUAUUGGUGAUUUGGAGUGAUCUAAUAAUAAUGGCUUAAAUUUCUUUUUGCUGAGA
Molecule: messenger RNA, 3156 nt
Organism: Oryza sativa Japonica Group (Japanese rice)
Lineage: Eukaryota; Viridiplantae; Streptophyta; Magnoliopsida; Poales; Poaceae
Product: bifunctional aspartokinase/homoserine dehydrogenase 2, chloroplastic
Biological process (GO): L-homoserine biosynthetic process; aspartate family amino acid biosynthetic process
Molecular function (GO): NADP binding; homoserine dehydrogenase activity; aspartate kinase activity
Source: RefSeq, a predicted model, not a curated record